Adineta steineri is the source of this 1653-nucleotide messenger RNA. Lineage: Eukaryota; Metazoa; Rotifera; Eurotatoria; Adinetida; Adinetidae. The record is from the annotation of a GenBank genome assembly.
AUGUUUUCAUGUUCAUGUGAUACAAUGGUAGUAAUGAGUGAUAUUACUGAUGAUGGUUCAAUAAUAUUUGGUAAAAAUAGUGAUCGUCAAACAAAUGAACCAUUAUCAACACGUUAUAUACCAUCAUCAAUUAAUUCUCUAAAUUCUAAGGUUAAAGCGACACAUAUUGAAAUACAUCAAGUUGAAAAAACUUAUUCAUGUAUUUUAUUUUCACCAACAAAUAUAUUUGGUGCUGAGAUGGGUUUUAAUUGUCAUGGAUUAGUUGUUGGAAAUGAAGCUUUGUUUACAAAAAUUCCUUCGUAUAAUGACGGUUUAACUGGAAUGGAUUUAGUUCGAUUAGUACUUGAAAGAUGUUCAACAAGUCGAGAAGGAAAAAAUGAAAUAAUAUCACUAAUAAAUAAAUAUGGUCAAGGAGGAAAUUGUGGUUUUACAUCAAAAUUUUAUUAUCAUUCAAGUUUUCUAUUAGUUGAUUCACAUGAGGGAUGGAUUAUUGAAACUGUUGGAAAAGAAUAUGCAGCAAAAAGAAUAACAAAAGGUAUUCAUACAAUUUCAAAUAUAAUUUCAUUUGGAAAUCUUGAUACAUUUGAUGAAUAUUCGGAGAAUUUAAUUCAACAAGCUAUUUCAAAAGGUUGGUGUCAUUCAAAAGAAGAUUUUCAUUUUCAAAAAUGUUAUUCCGGAUUAUCAUUUUAUCCACAAGAAUUUUAUAAUGGUUUUCUUAAAACUAAUUUAUCAUGUGGUCAUAAUCGACAAAUACGUUCAAAAGAAUUAAUAAACAAAAAAUCUCAGUUUAAUGUUAUUGAUAUGUUUAAUAUUUUACGUGAUCAUCAAUAUUCAAAAAGUAAACUAUCAGAUGGUUUAACAGAUAUUAAUAUAUGUAUGCAUGCAUCUUUUGGACCUAUUCGAUUUAAUCAAACAACUGGAUCUUUAGUUUCAGUUAUUCCUACUGUAAAAAAUCAAAUUCCAACACAUUAUGCAACAUGUACAUCGUUACCUUGUUUAUCGAUAUUUAAACCAAUAUGGUUAGAUUCAACAAUAAAACCACCAACAUUUAUUUCAUCAUUAGAUAAGAAUAAGAAUAUUUCGAAUGCAUCAUUUACUUAUUCUUCUAAUAAUAUUUGGUGGAAAUCAGAAAUAAUAACAAGAAACGUUAUGAAAUAUUAUCAGAAACUUAUUAAACAAAUUGAAAUUGAAAGAGAUUUAUUAGAAAAUAAUUUUGUUAGCAAAUCCAAACAACUUUCAUUAGAAAAUCUUUCACAAAAAGAAAGAAAUCAAUACACAAUUAAUUCAUUUAAUAAAGUUGAUCAAUUAACAACUGAAUGGCUAUCAAGAACUGAGUCAUUAUCAUUCGAAAUGAAAAGUGAACUUUCUUUAUGUCAAGAAUUAACUUGGGAAAAAUGGAGAAUAUUUGCAAAGAUUCCAAAUGAGUUAUUAACAUAUUCUAAAGCAGAAUAUUUUAAAAAAUUACUUCUAUUGAUUAGUUUAUUAUUAAUAUUAAUUUUGCUUUGGAUAUUCUUAUUUAAACAAAUUGAUCAACAAUAUUUCAUGAUUUGUUUAUCAUUUAUUAUCUAUUUUUUCAUAAUUCAAAUAUUCAUGAAUAAAACAACAAAUACAAAAAUAAAUUUAUUAUUAUUAAAUUUUAAUGAACAAGAUUAA